GACGUGGAUGAGUUUUCCCAGGACACGCCAGAAGUGCCUUUACGGAGUGUAUUUAAUAAAGAGCAAAUCCUGAUUCUGUAACAAUUCCGAUCAUUCUGCACAUUCACAUCCUGUAGAACAGCAACAGAAAGAUAAAUUGGAUAUAUAUGUGUUCUAUCCCAUGGGAUUUGCUAACCAAACCUAACAAAAAGCCUCUGUUUCCCUGCGAUUGCUCUCCCUGGAAUGGCCUCCAAGGUGAGGUCCUUUGGGAGUUCACGCAGAGGAGGGGCUCAGAGCCUGGCCCAGGUUUUAGAGCAUCCAAAUCCAUGGAGGGAGCAGCUGGGAGCCGCUCCCGGGAUUCCUGGCAGCUCCUGCCCCGGCCAGAGGAGCACCUGGGCAGCCCUGCUUUGUGGAGGCCGUGGAUGCUCACAGCAAGGGAUGGGGAGGCCACGGAGAACCAACCAAUGUCAGAAUUGGAUGGUCAGCUGAGAAAUUGUAGAGCCACAGGAGCCCUGGGAUUCCAACAUCCAGUGAGACUUUAUUUGCCCAAGUCCAAAUCCCAGAAGUUUCUUGAUGACAUUGGAGAGAAGGUUCUGGCAAGUUUUCCUGUGCAAGCCACAAUUCAUUUCUACAAUGAUGAUGCUGAGUCUGAGGAAGAGGAAGAAAAGACAAGCUCACCCUAAUGAGGUACAGCCCUGAAAAACACCAAAUCCACAUUAAAAAAGUGAAGAGAUAAAAAAAGAACUGUUGGGAAUGGAUGGACAAACAUCUGAGCAAGCAGAGAAAUACAGCAAUGCCCAAAAGAAAACUAUUUAUAAUUCUCUUUCCAAGGGGAAUGAUGAGUCAAUGCACUGGAAAAUGGAAGGAAAUCCUGUCAUGUUUUCAGAGACUUUCAAAUAAAACCCUGAAGCUGAACAAAAGAUUGUAAGAUUUAAAUCACAUUGGUUUAAGUAACACAGAUAAAGAACAUUAAGAGCACUGGACUGAGUCACUCAUUACUUUAAACACUGCAGUCCUGAUAAAGUAAAAAUUGGAUUGAUUACGAGGCUGAAUAAUACAAUAAAUAGCCCCAAAAGAAGCCAAAGGCUUUGAAACACAUUGAAAUUAAGCAAGGAAUUCUUUAAAAUGCAGAGACUGUUGCUUAUUGGCUCCAUGGGAUGUAUUUAUUCUGCCAGAAAUGCUGCAUGCCCAGCUGGCCUCAUCCAUCUCCAGUACAACCCACGCAGUUGAGAUAUUUUCUGGGGUGCUGCCAUUCUCUUGUUAUCAGACUUUUCCCCCUGUAAUCUUCUGCCAGCCAGAAAAAAAACCCAGCCUUGAUUUAAACCCAUGAUUUCAUUUAAUGACACAUUAAAACUUGCAUU
Molecule: messenger RNA, 1340 nt
Organism: Corvus hawaiiensis (hawaiian crow)
Lineage: Eukaryota; Metazoa; Chordata; Aves; Passeriformes; Corvidae
Gene: RIPPLY3
Product: ripply transcriptional repressor 3
Exons: 5
Coding region: 147-662 (171 amino acids)
Biological process (GO): negative regulation of transcription by RNA polymerase II; embryonic pattern specification
Cellular component (GO): nucleus
Source: RefSeq, a predicted model, not a curated record